Messenger RNA from Arabis nemorensis, 1083 nucleotides. The record is from the annotation of a GenBank genome assembly. Lineage: Eukaryota; Viridiplantae; Streptophyta; Magnoliopsida; Brassicales; Brassicaceae.
AUGGCGAAACCAAACAGUGAAGAACUGAAUCUAAUCCUUAACGCUUAUCGCAACACCAUCAACGAUACUCUCCAGUUGUUCGAGCGAUCGACGUCUCCGACACAAGACAAAUUAAGCUGGAACGAUGUUCUUGAGAUGUCUGAUCACCUCUCCAAACAAGCCACCAUAGUGGGAAUGCUAUGGAUUGGAGAAUCUCCAAAUGCUGAAGCAUUGAAGGAGACAAUGGAGUCAUACUUCAAUGCUCUUCAAGGCUUCUUGUUGCAUUGCCAUGGAAGUAUGGUUGGUGCUGGACCUACACUUUCUUCAUCCAGACAAGCUUCUGUGAAGCAAAUCGUUGAUUCCAGUUUCAGAUUGUUGCAGGGUUCUGUUUCCUUAUACGGAGGAUCAUAUGAGAAAGACAAGAAGCCGUCGAUUCCGCAGCUUACAGGAGCAUUGUGGGAGACAUGUUCCAAUCUAAAGAAAGUUCCUUCAACAAACAUUAAAGCCAUCGGUCGUGCGAUGAGACAGGUCGCUGUUUCGGUGAAGGAUGUUCUUAGGGAGAUGAAAGAAGUCAAGCCAGCUUGUGAUUCACCCGACCAUGAUGCUUCUGCAGAUGAUGAAGAUGAAGAAUUAGGCAAUGACUUGUCUCCUCAAGAACUAGCAGUUGCUAAAAAGGUAGCUUAUAUUGUGUCUGAGACGCUCAUGAUGAUAAAAGAACUCAUCGGCGUUAUUACAAACACGAUUAAGCUGGAGAAUCCAGAGGAUAACGGUGGAUUUGUGGAUUUGCUUGAGAAGUUAUUGAAAUCGUGUCAAGGAAUUGGAGUAGAGAUUGAUGAGCUUGGAGCUUGCGUUUAUCCUCCGCAGGAGUUGAGUCUCAUGAAACAAACAGUGGAGAGAAUAAGGGGAAAUGUUGGUGAGAUUGUGGCUCAUAUAUUGAGUUUCAAGAAUUUUUCUUUAAUAGAAGCUUUCUACGGAACAUGCAGAAGGCUGCAGAGUUUGAUUAAAUAUAAGAUCGAACCCGAGCUGGACAUAAGAAUCGGAGAUGAAGUAGUUUCCGAUAAGCAGAAUGAUACUCCGCUCUUAGAAAUCUUUGAGUUUUUUUAA